Molecule: messenger RNA, 516 nt
Organism: Cladocopium goreaui
Lineage: Eukaryota; Dinophyceae; Suessiales; Symbiodiniaceae
Source: the annotation of a GenBank genome assembly
AUGCCCCUUCUCCCGUCCACCAUCAACCUGGACACAUCCCUAGAGCAGCAGGCCCUUCAGUUGUCCUCCAAUCUUCUCGGUGGGUCUGGAGCAAGUGCUGACCUUGCAAAAGCGGAGGCCAAGGUGGUGGCCGCUGCCCGGGGUGAGAAAAGACAGCACGAAGAGCAAGGUGAUUCUGGUAAGAAAAAACCACGUGCCAAGGCCAAAGCGAAGGCCAAUGCCAAAACCAAGGUAACCCAACCUGCCUCGGCCCAGUCGGGGGAACCUGGGGGACCUGAACCUGCUGAUGCUAAGACUGAUGAUGCUGUGGGUGGUGUGGCACCUAGCGGUGAAGGUGGGGAUGACAAACCUGUGCCGGAGCGCAAGACCCGAAAACCGACUGAUACAGAGGUCAUGAAGAAUGCUCGGUCUGAGAAGGACAGGGUCAUAGACGAUAUACCCCCUAUAUGUUUCUCAAAAAUGUUUUGGGCAUCAUCAAAUUGGGAUGGGAAGUUGAACCAACAUGAGAGGUCCUAA